Molecule: messenger RNA, 2827 nt
Organism: Pimephales promelas (fathead minnow)
Lineage: Eukaryota; Metazoa; Chordata; Actinopteri; Cypriniformes; Leuciscidae
Gene: cytip
Product: cytohesin 1 interacting protein
Molecular function (GO): protein binding
Source: RefSeq, a predicted model, not a curated record
UGUGACGUGGUUAUAUCCGCUGCCUGUACUACAGACAGGUCACACUGAAGCCUGCAGUUGUGUGCUGUGGUUCUAAGAAUAAAGAAGCAUGAUGACAUCCAAUAAGAACUUUAAAGCACCUUUAAAACAGCUGAACAGCCUGGACAGCAACAUAAUCGACAGCUCUCAAAAGAAGAAAAGCACACUUUGGCGACGACGAUCUUUCAACAGUGCCAAAAGUUUGAACACUGAAGAAAUCAAAGGCGGGACAUUAUCACGCAGUCAGCUGAGCAGAACACACUCGACAUCUCUGGUGGAUUACACUGACCCUCAGAGAACAGUGGUUAUAUUGGAGAAACAAGACAAUGAAGCCUUUGGAUUUGAAGUCCAGACAUAUGGUCUAAAGGUGAAGAACAGCAGUAUGGUGGAGAUGUGCACAUUUGUGUGCAGUGUGCAGGAUGGCAGUGCAGCCGAAACUGCAGGUUUGACUGCUGGUGACAUUAUAUUGUCAGUAAAUGGAGUCAGUAUUGAGGGUUCCACCCACCAACAUAUUAUUGAGCUGAUUAGAGACUCCACUAACAUGCUGAAGUUGGAGACAGUCAGCGGGAGUGUUGUGAAGAGAAUUGAAUUAGAGAAAAAGAUGCGCUAUCUUAAGCAAACUCUUCGUGAGAAAUGGGUGGAACUGCAAUCUCUCACACUUCAAGAAAAGCGUCUUACUCGAGAUAAUCUGAAUGAAGGUGCUCAGCAUCUGUCUUUUGACUCUAUGAUGUCUCUUUCAUCUCCAAUGGGCCACUCUGGGCAGCGUUUUUCCAGUGACAGCAGUUGCCGCAGCAUAAUGACAGAUGAUAGUGAGGAUGGUGCCUUCAUGUCACCAGUAUUUGAUGAUUCGAGUCCAUUAAGCCCCACUGAGCCAAAUGGCGGCUUCUUCCAGCUGGAGGGGGGGGUGUCGCGACCCCUGACAAGAACACGCAGCAUUAGCCUGACCAGCAGUAACAAUUCACUCUCCCCAAGCUGGGAAAAUUCACCUUCAUCCAUGUUUGGUACCCUGCCAAGGAGAGGCAGAAGAGGUAGCGUCCGCAAGCACCUUCUGAAGUUCAUCCCUGGUCUGAAUCACUCUGUAGAGGAAGAGGAGGGCAGCUGAAACCUCAUUCAUUCUUCCAUUGACUGUUGAUCUGAUGAAUUCUUCGUGUGGACCUUGGGAAGUGGAAGGUUUAUUCCAUUUUGAAUUCUUCUGUUCUCAAGAUGUUCUAGAAUUCAUGUCUCAUGUUUUUAUGACUUACCUGCUUUUAGUGUCGAUAAAAACAGGAGUCGAGUCUCACGUGAGCAUUACGGACUGCAUGAUGCAUGAAUCUCUGUGUCAUUUUCUGUCAAUUAUGACAAUGCUUUAUCAGGCACUAUGACUUCCCAAAAAUUCAGCACUGAAAUAAACAACUGGCAUUAACUAAACCUUAGGAAAGUUUAUGAUGAAAAGCAACUCCAUUGAGCAAAAUCUUAAGAAUUAUGCACAUUAUUUUCACUGCUCUAAUUCAGUGAUUUACACUUCAUUCCUGCAAGCUUAUGAAUGUGUCCUAUUUCCAACUUGAUCUCUAACCAAUCAAGAUCUCAAAGUCUGCUGUAGCAUGCAAUUGAUAUGUGGUUGCUCAGUGGUUAGAGCAAGUAAGUUCUUAAUGUUAAGUACGUGCCUUGCUGUGCUCCAAAAUGUGUCAGACUGCAAUUCUUAACACAAUGCAAGUUACACUUUUAGUAUUUCCGCAAGGGUUGCAAUAGUGGGUAUAGCGACAGUUUUCUCAUUCAGAUUUUGGUGAAGCAAGAAGCUGAAAACAACAUAAACUACCUAAAUAAUAACACAUCUGGUUUACUGGUGACUAAAUGCUGGGAGUCAUAAAAUGCUAUGAACCCAUAGAUUUAAAUGUGUGGAUCUGGGCCGACACUAUGUUGCUGUCUGGGGUGGGGUGGGUUGUUGUGUGUGUGGCAACUGCAGACAUUUGAAGGUAACUCUGAAUUGUUACCACCAGAGUAACAUGUGAAUGCGAAUGCUACGUGUGUUCAGGGGUGUGUGAGAAAAUGAUUGUGUAAAAUAUGUUUGAGUCCCAAGUGUCUGCAAAAUGACAAAUAACCAUUACAAAUCAUCUUUAUGCCUUCUAGCUUACUGUGAUCUUUCCUAGUAGGAAACCACUGUAGGAAACAACAUUCCAGUCAAUGUAGGUUUAGGUUAGGGCUGAGGUUGAAGCUUUAAUCUAUCAAUCUCAUUUCUCUCUGUAUUUAUGGUUAGUUAAACUUUAAGGUUUGUUUAACAGUGUGUUGUUUCAGGAACAACAAAAUAUGUUUUGCUUGUCUGUCACUCUCUCACCAAACAUAGAGCUAGUCGUAUUACACAGAUGAACUGAAUAAUGGACAACUACAAUUAUUUUGCUCAAUCUCAAAACUUUACUGCAUAAAAGAUCUAUGAACAUUUAUAGAAUAUAUAGCUAGUAAUUUCUACUCCUGAUUGCAGAUUAGUUUAGCAUGAUUAGCAGAUAACUUUAAAUCAUUAAGGCAUGAAAAGGACUGAACUGUAGUGAGUGUGUGAAAUGAAAGUUAAGUGCUGACUUGGAAAGACUGAGAUGAUAUUUGUGAAAGAGCUCCAAACCACAGAGGUAUAGCAAAAUUCAUAACAGGAUGUGGUCUGUUAGAGGUGCUACUUUACCACCUUUUUUCUUGCUUUUUUGAGUGAUCUCUGUAACGGACAGUUUUACUUAAACUAAAUAUAUAUUCAACACCUCAUAAAUGUGAAAAAGGUGCUUGCUGGUCCAUUCUUUUCUUAAUUUUUAAAAAUGAGCAUAGUGAGUAUAUUCUCAGAAAAAAAAAA